GAGAGAGAGAUAGAGAUGAAGCGGAUCUGUGCGCUCGUGGAUGAAAGCGCGAUUCGGUAACACAAGCAAUCACCAGGGGACUAAAUCCGGUCGUUUGCGUCUCCGCGCGCUCCGCUUCAUUGAUCCUUUGAUCUGCGCUUGAUUUUCUUUGAGGGAAUUCUAUUUAGAAAUGCGUGCCAUCGCGUGCCAUCGUCGUCGCCUCCUGUUCGCUCCGCUCUCCUGCCCUCUGGUCCUCGCACGCCGUUCGCGCGCUUGACGCAGCGUCUGAUGAGAGAGCUCGUGGGCCAGCGGCGAGCAGCAUGUCCUCGCGCAAGAUCUCGUCGGAGUCGUUCAGCUCGGUGGGUUCCGACUGCCUCGAGAGCCCCGACGAUGCCGAGUGCCCGUUCUCGCGCGCCUUCUGGAACGGCCGGAGCCCCGCGGAGACGCGCGCGUGUCCGUUCGACGACCAGGUUGCCACGGGAGCGAGAAGGGCCGCCAGGAGAAAGCGCGUGAAUUUGGACUCGCUAGGAGAGAGUCUGAGACGGCUCACUUCACCCACGACACAGACGAUCGAGCAGGCAUUGCAGAGAACUGUGGACUUCUACAGACAGAGAAAUAACAGCAGCGAGGACGGAUCAGAGCAGAAACGUGGAUUAGAAAAAUGUCCGUUUGUAAACUCCCAGUCUGACAACCAAACUGACAUCUCAGGAAUUCUGCAGUAUACAGCGGCAAUAGUGGGUGUUGGGUUCCCGACCCUCCGGGAGCGUUUCGGUGAAGAAUUCUUUGGACUUUGUCUAGAGGAGAACGAGCGCGUUCUCCGCGCUCUGGGUGGGAACUUGCAAGACUUCUUUAACGGUUUUGAUGCUCUACUGGAGCACGCCAGGACUUCAUACGGCCGCAGAGCGUCUUCGGAGUCAGCGUCCUUUCUGUGCAAGGAUACGGAGGAAAACAGAGAUGAUGAUGGAGGAGGAAGAACCCUGCUUCUGCACUGUUUUAACCCUGAUCCUACAGUGGGCGUGGCCAUGCCAGGGUUGAUCCGAGCUGCUGCUCGCCGCAUUUACCAAGCAGAAGUUGAGGUGGAGGAGGCUCCACCCACACGUCUCCGUGCAAUUAACGAGGAUGGAGAAAUAUCUGAUCGCUCUACACCAUCAUCAUCUCCAUCUCCACCCACUUUCUCAUCCCCUGGCUGUUUGUCGUUCCUCAUCCGAGAAGUUCGGAUCACGUCGUCCAUGCCAUCGCCGUCAUCAAUGUCCUCACGUGAGCUGUCACACUCGCCGACGGACCUCCGGAUCGGACUGAGCACCUUCUGCAGAGCGUUUCCAUUUCACCUCAUCAUCGGCCCCAACAUGGAAGUUCUGCAGGUGGGGGUGGGGCUAAAGAAUGUCGGGGAGGGGAUUAGGAAGCCACACAGGACGCUGAGCUUCAGUGACAGCUUCCAGCUCGUCUCUCCAAGAAUUCCUUGCUCUUUCCAGAACAUUCUGCUGCGGCUGUCUACUCCGUUCACCAUUCGCACUCGGCCAGACCCGUCCGCUCUGGAGAGCAGGGAGAAGGUCAUGGAACUGAAGGGUCAGAUGAUUCAUCUUCCAGAGUCAAACUCCAUCAUGUUCCUGGGCUCGCCUCGUGUCGAUAGGUUGGAGGAGCUAAUGGGGCGUGGCUUACAUCUUUCAGACAUCCCUAUCCAUGAUGCCACUCGUGAUGUCAUACUGGUGGGCGAGCAGGCAAAGGCUCAGGAUGGCUUAAAGAAGCGCAUGGACAAGCUAAAGGCCACACUGGAGCGAACGCACCGCGCACUGGAGGAGGAGAAGCGACGCACUGUCGAGCUUCUCUACUCCAUCUUCCCAGGCCAUGUGGCACAGAGACUCUGGCAGGGACUUCCUGUCCAGGCCAAAAAGUUUGAUGAUGUCACCAUGUUGUUCUCUGACAUUGUAGGAUUUACGGCCGUGUGCGAACACUGCACACCGAUGCAGGUCAUCAGCAUGUUGAACGAGCUGUACACGCGCUUCGACUACCAGUGUGGUGUGCUUGAUGUCUACAAGAUUGAAACAAUCGGCGAUGCGUACUGUGUGGCUGCAGGGCUCCACAGGAAAUGUGUCUGUCACGCCAGGCCGAUUGCGUUAAUGGCACUGAAGAUGAUUGAGCUCUCAGAGGAGGUUCUCACACCUGACGGAAAGCCCAUCAAGCUGCGAAUAGGGAUCCACUCGGGUUCUGUGUUAGCUGGAGUGGUUGGUGUGAAGAUGCCACGUUACUGUUUGUUCGGUAACAACGUCACACUCGCCAGCAAGUUCGAGUCCGGCAGCCAACCGCGGCGCAUUAACGUUUCCCCAACAACGUACCAGUUCCUUCAUGACGAUCGCUCGUUCUCUUUCAUCUCUCGCUCCCGUCAGGAGCUUCCUGAAAACUUUCCCAAAGAGAUUCCAGGACUCUGCUACUUCCUGGAGGCCAGGAAAUCUGGUCAAGGAAGCCACACCUCCUUGACCAACACUCGUUCCGCCCCCAUCCGAAAAGCAUCCUAUAACAUCGGGACCAUGUUUCUACGUGAAACCAGCCUCUGAGGAAAGCCCUGCUUACCUACUAUGCCGCUACUUAAACCAUGCCUAUAAGGCCAGAGGUGCCUGUGGCAACCAGUGUCUCCUCCUGGAGCACGUCGCUACCCGCAACUCCGCCCUGACCCCACAUCACCCCUUUCCUGUCCCAGAACCCCCUGCGACAUGCCCCCAAGUCCCAUGCAGAGCUGAUGAGAAGGUCUGCAGGAACAAGAAAUGAAUAUUCAUGAAUAUUCAAAUUUGACUUUAAAAGAAAUAUGGACAUUUGCAUUAAGCCUUUUGCUCCACACAUGCGUACACACAUAUUAUAUGCACAACAACAACAACAACACACAAAACACACAAAAUAUAAGCAUAUACAAUAUACACAUGGCUCUCAGCAACUUAUGAACCUGGUGCCUUCUGAUAAAUAAACACAAUGUGUUUGUGUGUGUGUAAGAGAGAGAGAGAGAGAGAGAGAGAGUGUGUGUGUGUGUGUGUGUGUGUGUGUGAGUGUUUCAGCUUGUGAGGCCCCCUGCUAUAAUUUCAUUCAAACUGGACUGUCAGUCAUUCUACAUCCAUUCACACCACAACACCUGUCAAUCAAACUCAGACCUCCAUUCACACCACAACACCUGUCAAUCAAACUCAGCCCUCCAUUCACACCACACCAACACCUGUCAAUCAAACUCAGACCUCCAUUCACACUACACCAACACCUGUCAAUCAAACUCAGCCCUCCAUUCACACUACACCAACACCUGUCAAUCAAACUCAGCCCUCCAUUCACACUACACCAACACCUGUCAAUCAAACUCAGCCCUCCAUUCACACUACACCAACACCUGUCAAUCAAACUCAGCCCUCCAUUCACACUACACCAACACCUGUCAAUCAAACUCAGCCCUCCAUUCACACUACACCAACACCUGUCAAUCACACUCAGCCCUCCAUUCACACCACACCAACACCUGUCAAUCAAACGCAGCCCUCCAUUCACACCACACCAACACCUGUCAAUCAAACGCAGCCCUCCAUUCACACCACACCAACACCUGUCAAUCAAACGCAGCCCUCCAUUCACACCACACCAACACCUGUCAAUCAAACGCAGCCCUCCAUUCACACCACACCAACACUCUUUCAGUAACAUCACGCCAUGAGCUGUCACUCAAACCCAAACCCAUGACCCAAUACCAAUCCAUCAAAUCCAGCCCACCAAUCACACUGCAAUAAAAACUCAGUCAAACCCAGCCCUUCAAUCACAUCACACUAAAGGCAGUCUAUCAAGCCCAACCCUCUAAUCUCACCAUACAAAGAGCUGUCAAUCAAACCAGGCCCUCCAAUCACAUCACAUUAACAUAUGUCAGUCAAACCAAGACCUGUCAAUCAAACCCAGCCCUCCAAACACAUCCAGAGCUGUCAAAUAAACUUAAAUUAACUCUUUAAUUAAACCACAACAAAACCUGUUAAUCAUUUUCCACAAUAACAAUAAAAUGAAGUAUAGCUUACA
Molecule: messenger RNA, 4014 nt
Organism: Tachysurus vachellii
Lineage: Eukaryota; Metazoa; Chordata; Actinopteri; Siluriformes; Bagridae
Gene: gucy1a2
Product: guanylate cyclase 1, soluble, alpha 2
Exons: 9
Coding region: 300-2531 (743 amino acids)
Biological process (GO): response to oxygen levels; cGMP biosynthetic process
Cellular component (GO): guanylate cyclase complex, soluble
Molecular function (GO): guanylate cyclase activity; heme binding
Source: RefSeq, a predicted model, not a curated record